GGACCAGUGCCAAUACUCUCGCCUGACUGCCUGUACUUUGUAACGAGCCUUGAAUCAUCUACAAUGAACAAGUCUAAGAACGUCGAAAUUGUGCGAGCAGACGGGCCACACUAACUAAUGUUACCAAUCAUGCGAUCUUCCGAUGGACGAGUUUGCAUAGUGGAUCGUCCAUCAGGCAUUUGAACGGUCCUUAGAAGUCCAUCCUCAAGGUCAGAUUGAUCGCUCUCAUCCAAUAAGUCUACAAUGGUGCAAUCACGUCAACCACGGUUUAAUACGCAUGAAGUUUCGCGGGUUUAUCGUACCUACAGUUGAGAGGCCCCAAGGACAAUGAAACCAAUCAAUUUUGAUGAAAUGCCACCAGCAGACACCCCAGAGUCAAUGUUACCUUGAGAAAAUCCCGAAGAAGUGGCGGACAAAGAGUCGAUACUAUCGGUGAUGACUGGCGUAGGAGAGAAAGUGGACGGAGCUAGCGUUGAGAAGGGUGGAGAUGAAGACGACGAUAAAGAUGAUGUUGUUAAGGACGGUACAACAGGGAUGGUCGAAGAGGCGACAAGAGAUGAAUCGGUGUUCUCAAUGGACGAGAAAGGAAAGGCAGGGUCCGCAAUACAGGCCCCUGCGGAUAAGAGCGCCAAGCAAGGCCACGAUCAAUGCAAGGCAGAUGAAGCCAGAGAAGAUGUCGAUGGCAACUAUAUCAAUUGCAACGUCUACAUUCUUAUAGGCUUAGUCUCUGCCCACUUGAGAGAAUAGGUAGCACGUACCACGGCCUACUGCGACCUUCCACUGGAAUGCGGUGUCGCCCAGCGUUAUCUCCUUACCCAGCACACCAUUGAAAAAGCUGCGACUGGUAAGAGUCGCAUUUUGCGUACUUGCAAGACCACACUUACAAUUGCUAGGAGGCAAAGUAAAAAAUGCAUGAUUAGUUGGGAGGCUGUGAAUAAAUAUGCAUCAGGACG
This is a messenger RNA of Somion occarium, 953 nucleotides long. Lineage: Eukaryota; Fungi; Basidiomycota; Agaricomycetes; Polyporales; Cerrenaceae. The record is from the annotation of a GenBank genome assembly.